Messenger RNA from Merops nubicus (carmine bee-eater), 856 nucleotides. RefSeq names its product serine/threonine-protein kinase 3. The transcript is spliced from 6 exons. The record is from RefSeq and is a predicted model, not a curated record. Gene Ontology annotation, cellular component: cytoplasm. The annotation marks the transcript as partial. Gene Ontology annotation, molecular function: protein serine/threonine kinase activity; ATP binding. Gene Ontology annotation, biological process: intracellular signal transduction; regulation of MAPK cascade; protein phosphorylation. Lineage: Eukaryota; Metazoa; Chordata; Aves; Coraciiformes; Meropidae.
AUGGCAACUCUCACCCGACUGGCCCGCAUUCGCAAAGGUCUUGAGCAGACUGGAGCCCAGUUCCAGCUUACAGAGGAUGAAAUUGCAACUAUUCUGAAAUCUACUCUUAAAGGACUUGAAUACUUGCACUUUAUGAGAAAAAUACAUAGAGAUAUAAAGGCUGGAAACAUCCUUCUUAACACUGAGGGGCAUGCAAAAUUAGCUGAUUUUGGUGUGGCUGGCCAGUUAACAGAUACAAUGGCAAAACGUAAUACUGUUAUAGGAACUCCAUUCUGGAUGGCUCCUGAGGUAAUACAAGAGAUUGGCUAUAAUUGCGUGGCAGACAUCUGGUCACUUGGCAUCACUUCAAUAGAAAUGGCUGAAGGAAAGCCUCCAUAUGCUGAUAUUCAUCCAAUGAGGGCUAUUUUUAUGAUUCCUACAAAUCCCCCUCCAACCUUCCGGAAGCCAGAGCUCUGGUCUGAUGAAUUCACAGAUUUUGUGAAGAAAUGCUUAGUGAAAAAUCCUGAACAAAGAGCUACAGCAACACAGCUGCUACAGCAUACGUUUAUUAAGAAUGCCAAGCCAGUUUCAAUUUUAAGGGACCUGAUCACUGAAGCUAUGGAGAUAAAGGCAAAGCGACAUGAGGAACAGCAGAGAGAACUAGAAGAGGAGGAAGAAAAUUCGGAUGAAGAUGAGCUGGACUCUCACACCAUGGUGAAGACCAGUUCAGAGAAUGCUGGUACCAUGAGGGCCACAAGCACGAUGAGUGAAGGUGCUCAGACAAUGAUUGAACACAACAGUACUAUGUUAGAAUCGGACCUGGGGACCAUGGUAAUAAACAGUGAUGAUGAUGAAGAGGAAGAUGGGACCAUGAAAA